GCCAAAUCCAAAGACAGAAAAAUCAGCUCGGAUUCUGCAAAGCUCUAUCCCUCUCUCCCCCUCUCUCUCUGAAUGUGAGAAUGAGAGCCAUUAUGUUCCUCCUCCGACCCAUCUUCUCCAUUUCCCUUCUUUUUUACCCUCUCUUCCUUUUCUCUCAUUCUUCACUCACCGUCUCUGCUCUCAGCGACAUUCCAAUCUUCGAAAACUCUGCUGGGGUUGAGGCUUUUCAGGGGUCGGAGCCAUGGAGGAGUGGAAGAAGCCUUGCCGAGCAGGACCCUGCUGUGAAUUCGUCUCUGAUUUUGGCUGAAGACAGGACUCGGAGGAAAGACCCCCUUGAUGACUUUAAACCAUAUACGGGUGGAUGGAAUAUAAGCAACCAACAUUACUGGGCUUCGGUUGCUCUUACUUCUAUUCCUUUUACUGUCAUUGCUAUUGCUUGGUUUGUGCUCUUCGGGAUAUGCUUGUUCAUCACCUGUCUUUGCUGUUGCUGUUGCCGGAGGGAGCCUUAUGGCUAUUCUCGAACGGCCUACGUUCUUUCUCUUGCUUUCCUCAUUUUCUUCACCAUCUCAGCAAUUGUAGGAUGUGUUGUGUUAUAUGUUGGUCAAGGGAAGUUUCAUAGCCGUACAUCGAGCACAUUGGAAUAUAUAGUAAAUCAGGCAGAUGCAACUGCUGAAAACCUCAAGAAUUUGUCGGUAUAUCUUUCUUCAGCAAAGUCAAUCAGAGUCGAUUCGAUAUUUCUGACUCCAGAUAUCCAGAAAGGAAUUGACGAUAUUGGCACAAAGAUAAGUUCUGUUUCUUCCACUCUUACCGAUGCAGCUUCUAACAACUCAGACAAGAUACAAAAUGGCCUAGAUGAAAACCGACGCGCCCUCAUUAUUAUUGCUGCUGUUAUGCUCUUGUUGGCAUUUAUUGGAUUCUUAUGUUCCAUCUUCGGAUUGCAGUGUGUUGUAUACACCUUGGUAAUACUUGGUUGGAUUCUCGUUACAAUCACAUUCUUUCUGUGUGCCGUGUUUCUUCUUCUCCAUAAUGUGGUCGGAGAUACUUGUGUUGCAAUGGAAGAUUGGCUGCAGAAUCCCACUGCCAACACGGCGUUAGAUGAUAUCCUUCCUUGCGUCGAUAAUGCCACUGCCAAAGAAAUUCAGUCGGUAACCAAAAAUGUGAGUUUCCAACUUGUUAGUUUGGUCAAUGGAGUGAUCAACACAGCCACAAAUGUCGACCCCCCUCCAAAUAUCGGUCCCCCUGUUAAUUACAAUCAAUCUGGCCCAUUGGUGCCGCUUCUCUGUAGUCGGUUUAAUUCCGAUCUCACCAGUCGAACCUGCUUGGCGAAUGAAGUACAACUGAACGAAGCUCCUGCGGUUUGGAAGGAUUUCACUUGUCAAGUAUCAGCUUCUGGCAUUUGCACCACCACUGGUCGGUUGACUCCAAGUCUCUACAACCAAAUGACAGCAGCAGCAAACGUGAGUUAUGGUUUGUAUCGCUAUGGUCCAUUCUUGGUCGAACUUGUUGACUGUACAUUCGUUCGACAAGUAUUUACCGAUAUCAGUAACAACCAUUGCCCUGGUCUUCGACUAUACACAAAAUGGAUAUAUGUCGGGUUGGUUCUGAUGUCUAGUGCUGUCAUGUUCUCCCUGAUCUUCUGGAUUAUAUACGCAAGAGAACGACGACAUCGGGUUUAUACAAAGCAGUUUAUUUCUAGAGCUCCAGGAGGAGAAGACAAGGGAAACUAGAUAUCAAUCCCAUAUACUCAUGAUAUUACACUAAACACUUCUCGAGUGUCUUUUUGUCUUCCAAUGUAUAUUUAUUUAAUUAUGAAACCAACUGAAAAGUUUCAUUCA
This is a messenger RNA of Cucumis melo (muskmelon), 1835 nucleotides long. RefSeq lists its product as uncharacterized. The record is from RefSeq and is a predicted model, not a curated record. NCBI's taxonomy places the organism in Eukaryota, Viridiplantae, Streptophyta, Magnoliopsida, Cucurbitales, Cucurbitaceae. The transcript is spliced from 9 exons. Bases 81 to 1727 code for a protein of 548 amino acids. Gene Ontology annotation, cellular component: plasma membrane; plasmodesma.